Molecule: messenger RNA, 627 nt
Organism: Lolium rigidum
Lineage: Eukaryota; Viridiplantae; Streptophyta; Magnoliopsida; Poales; Poaceae
Exons: 3
Coding region: 1-627 (208 amino acids)
Source: RefSeq, a predicted model, not a curated record
AUGACUAUGGAUGACCGGCUUCCCAUGAGUCUAGGAUUGAAUAUGGUCUUAGAUCGUCACAAAAUUUAUAUCAAGCAAGAGAUGCUUAACAAAUGUAUUAUUAAGAAGACUUCAAAGGUGUAUGUUACUGAUUUACAUGAAAAAAGACAUCUGCAGUUCUUGCAUAAAUUUUUUGAUGAGGAUUUUAAGGUGUUCUCUAAGGUUGAUACCAAGGUCUGGAAUUUAUUCAAACUUGCAACAGCUUUGAAGAUAAUGUUUGAUCCUCAUGGAAUACUUAAAUAUGGUAACCCACACAAGAUGUUCUCGCAUGAUGUGCUCACAGCGAUUAGGCGUGAUGCACAUCUAUAUCAACAGAAGUUAGAUAAGGACCUUGUCUUGGCAGUCUACGAUAACUCUGUUACUCUUCGCGAGGCCAAGGCAGAAUUGCUGUACGAAUUGCGCACCUUGGUUCAGGAGGCUAAAGCAGCACUGGAAACUGAAGAAGUGGAGGAGAAGCCUGCAACAAAUGGUGUUGACUCCAGGAGGCAAGUUGGCGCACAUUGUAACAGGGAUCUGACAGUACCCAACCAAAGUAGCAUUGGUGAGGUGCAACACUGUUGUAUCACAGGUGAAAUUCUCAGCUCUUAG